This is a messenger RNA of Hypoxylon trugodes, 573 nucleotides long. Its product is annotated as acyl-CoA N-acyltransferase. The transcript is spliced from 2 exons. Gene Ontology annotation, molecular function: protein-N-terminal amino-acid acetyltransferase activity. NCBI's taxonomy places the organism in Eukaryota, Fungi, Ascomycota, Sordariomycetes, Xylariales, Hypoxylaceae. The coding region runs from base 1 to 573 and encodes 190 amino acids. Gene Ontology annotation, biological process: N-terminal peptidyl-methionine acetylation. Gene Ontology annotation, cellular component: NatB complex. The record is from RefSeq and is a predicted model, not a curated record.
AUGGCUACCUUUCGACGUUUCCACCCCGACGAUUUGGACAAAUUCUCUAAGUGCAAUCUCGACCCGUUGACUGAGACAUAUGACUUGAGUUUCUACCUUCAGUAUUUCGCCAAAUGGCCUUCAUUAUUUCAGGUUGCUGAAGAUCCUAACGGCAACAUCAUCGGUUAUAUCAUGGGCAAGUUGGAAAGCUCCCCAGAUUAUUUCCAGUAUUCAGAACACUACCUACCGUGGCAUGCUCACAUCACUGCUCUUACGGUAGCCCCUGAGGCUCGUCGGCUAGGCAUAGGGAAAAUCCUUACAGAAAACCUCGAGCUUGCCGCUGAGGUUGGCGAAGCCUGGUUUGUUGACUUAUUUGUGAGGAAAAGUAAUACUAGGGCAAUCAGCUUCUACGAGGGAAUGGGCUAUAGCGUAUAUCGCGUAGUCAAGGACUAUUAUGGCGAUAACGUUAACGACCCCACUGCCCAUGGCGAAGAUGCCUAUGACAUGCGCAAGCCCAUGUCCCGAGAUAAAACUCGGAAGCAUAUCCGGGAGGACGGAAGGGAGCACUCAGUACAGCCUGAAGAUGUCUUCUAA